Messenger RNA from Centropristis striata (black sea bass), 3423 nucleotides. Its product is annotated as neuronal pentraxin-1. The coding region runs from base 468 to 2405 and encodes 645 amino acids. The record is from RefSeq and is a predicted model, not a curated record. The transcript has 6 exons. NCBI's taxonomy places the organism in Eukaryota, Metazoa, Chordata, Actinopteri, Perciformes, Serranidae.
CGCUCUGGGAGCUGCUGGGUGGUGAGGAGCCCAAGUUAAAGGGAUUAGUGUUGGCUGUGCAACACAGGAGGUCCUUGGAGCCAAGAGGGAUCACCUGGCUGCCAGCUCGGAGACAGCACGACCUCUCAAGAUACACCAGCAGGGCUCUCACACGGCUUGUAAACUCGCCAUGGAGCCAAGAAAUCUUCCAUGAUACCGCACGUUGUUGUUGAAGAGUUGUGUGGCAGCAGCCUUGGUGUGCUUUUGGAAUACUGCCUUUGAGUUCGUGUUGCUCGUCCUCUAAAAGGAAUUGAUGCUGUCUGGGAGCAGGUUUCAUUGUCGAUUUUGUUGUUGACAUGCGUUGCCUCGCCACCUUUCCAUCCAACGCAUAUGACCUCCAUUCAUGGUGUUCGUCACAACAAAGCUAAGGACUGGGAGGACUGGGAGGACUGUUGUUUGUCGAGGAAUAACUUGGACUCAGGCCAAACAUGGCCAGAGACGUCAGUCCUCUGAGCCUCAUGCCUGUGUCUGCCAGACACCAGCAGUGGGUUGGAGCCUCUCUGGGGGUCAUCCUCCCCUUUUAUCCCCUUCGUUCUCUCAUUUUCUACUACUUCCUGUCGUGUGCAGCAGCAGCAGGAAGUCAUCCCGGCAUAGAAUAUGACUACGGCAUUAGCCCCAAAUUUGUUUGCACCCCAAUCCCCCCAGAAGCAGACCCCAGCUGCUACUCCCCGCCCAGUGUGCCCCAUGGGCCGAGCAGUAACGGCCACACAAACGGCCACAACGGCAGCAGCCGGAGGGGCAUGAUGUCCGACGAGGCCAAAGCCACCAUCUUGCACCUACGCGAGAGCCUUGUGAGGCAGAAGGAGACCAUCCUGGACCAGCGGGAGACCAUCAGGGAGCUGACCGCCAAGCUCACCUUGUGCGAGGGCUUCGGUGGGCACCACGGCACCGAUCACCACGACAACCACCAUGACAACCAUCAUGAUACCCAUCACGAUACCCAUCAUGACAACCAUCACGACGGCCACGACGACCACCACGGGCACCACGGCAACCACCACACGCCGUCAUCGUCACACCACGGGCCUUCAUCGUACCACAGCAGCGACCACCAUUACUCCCACGGCAACCACCGGUCGGACCCCCACCACAGGAAGGGCUCCUCGUACGGAAAACACAGCUCCUUCUCCCCCGAACAGACGGGAAAAACACUGCAGACACUGAAGGAGAGGCUUGAGAACUUGCAGGCGAGGAACUCGUCCAGCUCGUACUCCAGCUCCCUGAGAGAACUCCUGCAGAGGAAGAUCACGGCGCUGGAGGAGCAGCUGCACAGCUACUACAGAGAUCACCACGACGACCACCACGACGAUCACCACGACGAUCACCACGACGACCACCACGACGACCACCACGGCAACGGCCACCGCGACGACCACCACGACGACCACCGCAGCAACGGUCACCACGACGACCACCACGAUGACCACCGUGGCACCAGUCACCACGACGACCACCACGACGACGGCGACCACCACGACGAACACCACGACUAUCACCACGAGCCUGGUCACUACGACGACCACCACGGCGACCAUCAUGAUGAUCACUACGAUGAUCACCACGAUGAUCACCACGGCGACGACCACCAUGACAACCACCACAGUAACGAUCACUACCCGCGGCGCCUUCCGCCCAGCGGCAAAGAGACGACGAGUCCACACGGCGCCGGACACAGCAAGCUGGAGACGGUGCUCAGCCAGCUGCACCACGGCAACACCGACCACGGAAACCACAAGAAGCUGAAGAGUCCCAGCGCCUUCCUGCUGGACUUCCCCAUGAAGACCAACUACCUGUACGCCCGGAUGAAGCGCUCGGUGGUCAACGAGAUCUUCGCCAUGACGAUCUGCCUGUGGCUGAAGGGAGGGUCGACCUCCGGCCUCGGCACGCCCUUCUCCUACGCCGUCCCGGGACAGGCCAACGAGCUGGUGCUCAUCGAGUGGGGCAGCAACCCCAUGGAGCUGCUCAUCAACGACAAGGCGGUGACUCUGCCCAUAACCAUGACGGACGGGAAGUGGCAUCACUUGUGCAUGACGUGGACGACGCGGGACGGCGUCUGGGAGGCGUACCAGGACGGGGUGAAGAAAGGCUCGGGGCAAAACCUGUCGGCCUGGCACCCCAUCAAGUCAGGAGGGACCUUCAUCCUGGGCCAGGAGCAGGACACGAUGGGAGGCCGCUUCGACGUCACCCAGUCCUUCAUGGGGGAGCUGUCAGAUCUCCAGUUCUGGUCCCGAGUCCUGAGUCCCAGUGAGAUCUACAGCCAGGCCACCUGCGGGGGCCACCUCGUCGGUGACGUCAUGUCCUGGACGGAGGAGGCGGUGGAGCUGCACGGAGGGCUGGCCGAGCUGCCCUUUGACCCCUGCCACUAAGGCCUGACACCCAGAGCUGUAGCUCCACACGCCCCCGUCAACAAUAGCUGCAGAGUGGGAAAACGUUUUGUCACGGAUCAAAGACGGGGGAACUAUUCUUGCUCUGGAUGGAAGCAACAGGCGCAGCAGCAGGAUUUGUUUUCUAUGUAUUUUUGCCAUUCCUGCCCGAUGUUUCUGCCUUCCACCACCUACACUCUCUGCUGUGAGCAGCAUGACUUUGAAGGCUCCAAAGAGCGCAGGGCUUUGGAUUUACCGGCUGUGUGGUCAUGACUACGGCCGCUCUGAGGGAUCCAAUACACAUAAUAGGAUUUCAUUCCAUCAGAGCAGGUCCAAAGGUUGCUUGUUGCCAUCAGCUCGGCUUGUUUUCUUCGCUAUGUGAGCAACACAGACAUUACGGGAGGUGAAAGAGGCACACAGGAUGCACAUAAAGCCACACGGAGACUAUCGCCGUGGUGAUUCACACGUGUUGCUAUGUGCUGGUUGUUGUGGGAGAUGAAGGAGUAACGCUCUCGUGGGGCUUUUUUACUAUGUAGGUCAAAUUUGGUUACUGAUGUGUAUUUUGCACGUUGAGAUUCCGGCGGACUGUUUUGUACUAGUAUUUCAUAUUGAAAGCUACUUUUUUUUGUAGGAAGAAAAUUCGCUUCUGUGGCAUAAAGAAGAAAUAUAAUCUGUGUAUUCUUUAUAAACACGAGGACGUUUGAUGUUUUAACUUUACAGAAACUAGUUCUCUGUCUCCGUAAGAGGAUCUGUUUCUCUGCUCAAAAGUCGGCCGUUACGUAAGAGUUCGUUGGCUCAAAGUCGGACGUGACACGUUGAGGCCGCGACACAUCACCGCGGUAACGCUGAUGUCUCCUCGGCGACCGGUGGCGGUGGCUUACAGCGGGAUUUACCUGUGCACGACUGAUCUGAUCCUGCCUAUUUCUGACCAGCUCACACCACAUGGCAGUCAGACACACACUCACACACACACACACACACACACACACUCACACACACACUCACACUCAGAGAGGAUAAA